Molecule: messenger RNA, 2980 nt
Organism: Ruditapes philippinarum (Manila clam)
Lineage: Eukaryota; Metazoa; Mollusca; Bivalvia; Venerida; Veneridae
Product: metalloreductase STEAP4-like
Exons: 2
Coding region: 148-1683 (511 amino acids)
Biological process (GO): copper ion import
Cellular component (GO): plasma membrane; endosome
Molecular function (GO): cupric reductase (NADH) activity; ferric-chelate reductase (NADPH) activity
Source: RefSeq, a predicted model, not a curated record
CGCAUUAUUCGAUAAACUUUACUUAUAAUUGAAACACACAAAGCGUAAACUGUUAUAUCAUGUUUAAGAUUUGUUAACUUUGGAACGUUUUCGAUACAUUUCAAUUUAUCCGAGCUGUGACAAAAUAAUUUGGAGAGUUUGAUAAAUAUGUUACUGGAAAAAGGCAAAGACAUCGCAAUGAGAAAACAAAAGCGUCCACUUGGCAUCCUGGGUACUGGCGACUUUGCACGUGCCUUGGCAAAACGACUCUACUUUUCGGGAUAUGAAAUCGUCCUUGGAAGCAGACGACCGGAAGAAAAAUCAUUUUCUGCGAUAGACGAGUGUUUAUGCAACAUGCGCCUUGUAACAACGGAGGAAUGUAUAAAAUCUGUGUCAAUAAUCUUCCUUGCUAUACAUGCUGAAAAUUACAAAGACUUGCUAGAAGAACAUGCCGACAAGCUGGACGGUAAAAUUAUAGUAGAUGUUUCAAACCGCGACAGACCCAGCGAAACUAAAUCCAAUGCUGAAUAUCUUCAAAGACUCAUACCAAACGCUUCGGUUGUGAAAGCUUUCAACGUCAUUUCCGCUUACGCAAUGGAAAACGAUUACAAUACAAGCAGCCGACAGGUCUUUAUUGCCAGUAACAAUGAACUCUCCAGAAAUGCUAUCUCAAACAUAGCAAGAAAUAUGAAUUUUACCCCUUUAGACUUUGGCGGGCUCUUUGCAGCACGCAGGAUAGAAAAACAUCCUUUAAGGCUGUUUCCAGACUGGCGAGGUCCAUGUGGAUUUACUGUUGCAGUAUUUAAUAUUUGGUUGCUAUAUUUAAUAUACAUUUAUUACAUUGAAAAGACAGUGUACCGGUGGGAACAAAUAUUUAUCAAAGUAAUGAACAAGGCCAUCUGUAUGACGGGGAUCACUAUUCUAUCAGUGACGUACUUAGCAAGCAGUUUUGCAGCAUCAUUACAGCUGUAUUACGGUACGAAGCACAUCCGGUUCUCAAGGUGGUUAGACAAAUGGCUAAAAAACCGGAAACAGCUUGGACUGGUUGCUUUUAUAUUGAUAACAAUCCACGUGAUGAUGUCGAUUUUAAUCAUGUCUCCAACUUAUCUUAGAUCAUGGUUUCAUUCUACAAAACUUGUCAUCCCGCAUAAUGUGACUGACGUACACGUAAUUAAUAAUAUAAACUGGAUGACAUGGAAAGGAGAAGCUGCGUGUUUAACAGGAAUAUUUGCCUUUAUUCUACUAUGCUUCGUGUGUGUUUCAACUUUACCGUCAGUUACUGACACAUUAAACUGGAGAGAGUGGCGUUUUGUGCAGUCAAAAAUCGGCCACGUGGCCUUGUUCUUAUCAAUUGUCCACGUAUUAGUAAUGGGCAUACCAGGUUGGGCCAAAAAUCCACUAAAGAUUUAUAAAUCCAUAACAUUCUUGUCAUCUAUACUACCCUGGGCAACAAUUAUGUUAAAAAUCUUGUAUUCCCUACCAUGUAUCGAUAGAUAUCUAACAAAAAUUAGAAAAGGAUGGGAGCGUCAAGAGGAGAGAUGCCGCGGGAAAUGUGUCAGACCAAAGAAAGAAGGUUAUGUCAUCAUGAACGCAGACGAUAGAUCGGAUGCCAUAAGUGGUGUGUGUCCGUGUCCGGGAGAUACUGUACAAAUGGUAACAUUAGACACGACAAGUUGUGGAUGCUCAAACGGAGAUAUUGUGUAGAACUGAAUAACUUUGAUUAUUAAAGUACUUCAAGUUGUAGCUGAACCUUUAAUUUGUUCUAAGUUAAACCUUAGUCUAAUGAUUUAGCAGAGUAUUAAAGUGAUUUUUGUUUUCGAUGCAGAGUGCAAACAGACAAUGGGAAACUUGAACGGUUCUUAGCUAGUUUCUCUUCCACCCAAGCUGUCUAUACAACAUUAAUAUCAUUUUUAAAUGCCACUGUAUGUAUUGUGUUUACUUGUUUUAUUUUAUCAAAUUUUGAUGUACAUGUAUAAUUUGAAAUGCAGUUAUGAGCUACAAUGUAUUUAAAUUUACGUAAAUCAGUUUGUUUUGUAUGGAAAGAAUAAUGCUAUUUUGCCAUGUUUGAAGAGACAGACAAGGCCGGUGGGGGCAGUUUGUUAUGAUUGUUAGGGCGCUGAUUUCAAAUCACUUGCCCCUUGCCACUACGGGUUCACAAUUAGUCAGACACUCCCGGUAUGAGGAGGUUUUCCAGCUACCUUAUAAAAGGUCGAUGGUUAUACUCAGGUGUCCGUUACUGCCUGACAGUGCACGAAGGGGAACUUGAGGUCUUCCUUGAAAAAUCGCCCUCAGACCUUUACAUUGAGGGUUCGAGUUUUAACUCAAUGAAACUAACAAAAUCAUGUUCAAGAUUUCGUAAACAUUGUAGAGAUCUGUACUUUAUGUAGAAACAAAUGAUGUGAAUUAAUCAUAAAAUUUACAUUAAGCCUAAAUGAAGUUAUUAAUCAAUAACAUUAGGUGAAUAAUCAGUAGAAGAUUUACAUGGAUUCAUAACAGUUUAGUUAAAUACUAAACCGUACAUUAAUUAUUGUUGAAUGCAAUGAAAUGAUAUCAGUACAAACUGCUGUGUUUGUUUUAAUAGUGAAAUUAAUGAUUUUGAUGAUGUAUUAACAUUUGCUUGAAUGGAACAUGGAACGGUGUUAAAUGCUUGAAUGGAACGGUGUUGGAACGGUGUUAAAUGCUUAAAUGGAACAGUGUUAAAUAGCUGAACGGAACAUUGUUAAAUAAUUGAUUUGAACGGUGUUAAUAUUGUAACAGGACAUUGAAAUUGUUUGUUUGUUAUAUGUUAUGGACAGUUCCCAUUUCUAUCAUACUUAUCUCCCUUGAUCAACAUGGCAGCCAUUUUGGCGCAGUUGUAUUGUAUAUAUGAUUGACAAAAUGUUGAGAAGUGCAUAGUAAGAUGAUGAUAAAAGGUGACUUGUUGUUUGUUAUUUACAUGUCUGAAAAAAAUUAUAUCAUAUUUUGUCAACUUACAUGAAGAUUAAACAUAUGUGAUGUUUUA